Pocillopora meandrina is the source of this 1038-nucleotide messenger RNA. NCBI's taxonomy places the organism in Eukaryota, Metazoa, Cnidaria, Anthozoa, Scleractinia, Pocilloporidae. The record is from the annotation of a GenBank genome assembly.
AUGUCUUCAGAAGGAGAGAACGUUUCUUCUAUUCGCGUAUUACCCAACACUGAGUACUACUGCAACGAAGCUUUGGACGAAGCAUUUCUAAUCGUGUACAUUGUUUUAGGCCUGGCAAUUUUCGCCGGAAAUACCUUCUGUUGCAUCGUAUUUUUGGCGAAUCCUAAGCUCCGAGGAUGUUACAUGAACAUAUUUUUGGUGAGUCUCGGAUUGGCUGAUAUUCUUGGUUCCAUUUUGGUAAUUCCAGGCCACUGCGCGUUCUGCACAAACUGCUCCAGGAAUUUCAGUUUGAAACAGAUCGUAGAUGAAGAAACAUGCAGAUUCUUUGACGCCGUAAAGGACUUCGUUUGGUUGACGUCUGUCCUCAGCCUUCUCGGAAUCACUUAUGACAGAUAUUUAGCAGUUAUUCAACCACUUCGUUAUCAGUGCAAAAUGACGCCACGAAAAGUCUCUGCCGUCUUAGGAAUAACUUGGCUACUGCCAAUCCCAUUUUCCUUCAUAAAACCGAUUAUUAACGAUGCGGGAGUGGACUUCCUAAAAAAAGGUUCGCGUAGUGAAUCUAUCUUUGACUUCCUUGUGGUACUAACGCUCGUCAUCCUUCCAAUGACGAUUAUAUUCAUCGUAAACUUUAUGGUGACAAACGCCAUAAAGAACCAACUUCGGAAAGUUCAUUUCGAACGACAGGAAAGCAGAGGAGACCAAAAACCGAAAGACAACCGACGAAAGACGAUUUCCUGCUUGAUCGUUGUAGUGGUAUUUUUAAUUUGUUGGUUUCCCCGAUGCUUGUUGAAUUUUAUGUUUUUAUUUAAAAUUCUUCAGGAAAAAGGCUUGCGCCUUCUUGAAAAGAUAUCUUUGGUAUUUAUUUUUCUGCAAUCGUCUGCCAACCCUUUCUUAUACUCCUUUUACAGAAGCGACUUUCGCAGAGGCGCAAAAACUUUAAUGCGACAGGUGAUUCCAUUAGGAUCAAAAAGUUCUGAACAUAUCGAUCAACCUAGAAAGCGCUUCAACACCCAAGAAUCGAGGGUGGGGCCAGAUUUA